AUGGUGAUGCUCCUUAGGAACUUCGUGACUCCAUCUGAAAACCUCCAGGGUGACCCUGUAUUCACGUUAGAGGAGCGCCGGCAGAUAGCUGAGCGGAAUGGUUUGGACCAAUGCCUCGAGGUGAAGUACGCUGAUACUCCCUUAGAAUGUGCCAACAAUAACAACAGUUCGACUCUGGCACCCACAGCAGCGGCUGCGGUAGCUACUAGAUUCCCUGGUCUGGGCAUGGGACCCGGUGGACCUGCUCGGGGUGGACCCCAGAUGGGAGGUGGUACAGCUACCAGUGCUCAUUAUAGUAUGGCUAAGUGGAAGUUAGGCAUGGAGGUUAUGGGG
Messenger RNA from Perkinsus marinus ATCC 50983, 333 nucleotides. RefSeq lists its product as hypothetical. The record is from RefSeq and is a predicted model, not a curated record. The transcript is spliced from 3 exons. The annotation marks the transcript as partial. NCBI's taxonomy places the organism in Eukaryota, Perkinsozoa, Perkinsida, Perkinsidae.